Fragaria vesca subsp. vesca is the source of this 498-nucleotide messenger RNA. Its product is annotated as E3 ubiquitin-protein ligase RNF181-like. The transcript has a single exon. NCBI's taxonomy places the organism in Eukaryota, Viridiplantae, Streptophyta, Magnoliopsida, Rosales, Rosaceae. Bases 1 to 498 code for a protein of 165 amino acids. The record is from RefSeq and is a predicted model, not a curated record.
AUGUCUAGUAACGAAGCAAACAGCAGUGAUGACUUGACCCUACAGUCAGUACAGGAAUCUCACUCCCGCCAAGCCUGGCCAGCAUUGUACAGUUUUUCUUUUGGACAGCUACCUGCGGGCAGCAUCAAUCAGACUCCUAUGUCGCGGCGGAAGGCAUCCAAGGCGGCCAUAGAGGCCAUGCCAAAAGUGACAGUGGCAUACGAGGAUGGAAACGAAUGCAGUAUCUGCUUGAAUGGCUUCAAGGUCGGUGACGAAGUCAAGGAGAUGCCUUGCAAGCAUAGCUUCCACGGUGCCUGUAUCGAAAAGUGGAUGGGAAUGAGCACUCUUUGCCCGCUUUGCAGGUUCUCUUUGCCUGCAGAGUCAGAAGAUGAACAAAACAGUGAUAAUAACAAUUAUCAUAUUGAAUAUAAUAUUAUUUAUAAUAUUGAAUUUGGCUCGGAGGAUGAAGAAGAUACCGGAGGUGAAUGGGAUACAAGCUCUGUCGAUGAUGAUAUAUAG